Sinocyclocheilus grahami is the source of this 2877-nucleotide messenger RNA. RefSeq names its product 5'-AMP-activated protein kinase catalytic subunit alpha-1-like. Gene Ontology annotation, biological process: intracellular signal transduction; protein phosphorylation. Gene Ontology annotation, molecular function: ATP binding; protein serine/threonine kinase activity. The coding region runs from base 83 to 1807 and encodes 574 amino acids. The transcript is spliced from 10 exons. The record is from RefSeq and is a predicted model, not a curated record. Gene Ontology annotation, cellular component: cytoplasm. Lineage: Eukaryota; Metazoa; Chordata; Actinopteri; Cypriniformes; Cyprinidae.
UGUGCCGGUAGUUGUCAGUAGAGACGCUGCUGUCUCUCUCUCUCUCUCUCUCUCUCUCAGCAGGUAGGGCCUCAGAGCAAAGAUGGCGACGGACAAACAGAAACAUGAAGGCAGGGUGAAAAUCGGACAUUAUAUUCUCGGAGACACACUAGGAGUGGGAACGUUUGGAAAAGUCAAAGUGGGCCAGCAUGAAUUGACAAAGCACCAGGUGGCGGUAAAGAUUCUGAACCGGCAGAAGAUCCGCAGUCUGGAUGUGGUGGGGAAGAUUCGACGCGAGAUCCAGAACCUCAAACUCUUCCGUCACCCGCAUAUAAUCAAACUUUACCAAGUCAUCAGCACACCAACAGACAUCUUCAUGGUAAUGGAAUAUGUGUCAGGAGGAGAACUCUUUGACUACAUCUGUAAAAAUGGAAAGUUGGACGAGAAGGAGAGCAGGCGUCUGUUCCAGCAGAUCAUCUCAGGGGUGGAUUACUGCCACAGACAUAUGGUGGUGCACAGAGACCUCAAGCCUGAGAACGUCCUGCUGGAUGCACACAUGAAUGCCAAGAUUGCAGACUUUGGCUUAUCAAACAUGAUGUCAGAUGGAGAAUUCUUAAGGACGAGUUGCGGUUCUCCUAAUUAUGCUGCUCCUGAAGUCAUCUCUGGAAGGUUAUACGCAGGGCCUGAGGUGGAUAUCUGGAGCAGUGGUGUGAUUUUGUACGCUCUGCUGUGUGGAACGCUGCCGUUUGAUGAUGACCAUGUGCCAACACUUUUCAAGAAGAUCUGCGAUGGAAUCUUCUUCACGCCUCAGUAUCUGCACCCCUCCGUUAUUAGCCUUCUGAAACACAUGCUCCAGGUGGACCCCAUGAAGAGAGCCACCAUUAAAGAGAUCCGGGAGGAUGAGUGGUUUAAACAAGAUCUCCCCAAGUAUCUGUUCCCAGAGGAUGCUGCAUAUAGCAGUAAUAUGAUUGAUGAGGAGGCACUGAAAGAGGUGUGUGAGAAGUUUGAGUGCACUGAGGAGGAGGUGCUCAACUGCUUGUACAGUCGCAAUCACCAGGAUCCUCUUGCUGUGGCCUAUCACUUGAUCAUAGACAACCGGCGUAUUAUGAACGAGGCCAAAGAUUUCUAUUUGGCUUCCAGCCCCCCGGACAGCUUCCUAGAUGACCUGCCUGCGCACCACUCUGCGAAGAUUCACCCUGAGAGAGUGCCAUUCCUGGUGACUGAGUCCCAGCCACGUCCUCGACAUACGCUGGAUGAGCUUAACCCCCAAAAGUCCAAGCAUCUUGGUGUCCGGCGGGCCAAGUGGCACCUGGGAAUCCGUAGCCAGAGCAGACCGAAUGAUAUCAUGAGUGAGGUCUGCCGUGCUAUGAAGCAGUUGGACUAUGAGUGGAAGGUAGUUAAUCCUUAUUACUUGCGAGUGCGGAGGAAGAACCCAGUCACUGGCAUACAUACAAAGAUGAGCCUCCAGCUCUACCAGGUGGACAGCAGGACCUAUUUACUAGACUUCAGGAGCAUAGAUGAUGACAUGGUAGAAGUAAAAUCAGGGACUGCCACACCUCACCGCUCUGGCUCAGUCGGUAACUACCGGACUACCCUAAAGAACGACAGGAAUGAAAAAAACGAAUGUGAGGAUGCAGCAAAGGGCGACGUGUCCGCUCCUUCCACGCCUCCGAUAUCCGUAGGGAAAGCGGCAGAAGGCUCUCUGGCUUCUUCUCUUACCUCCUCAGUGGAUUCCACAGGGGGAGAGAUCCCCCUCCCCCGCCCAGGAAGUCACACCAUAGAGUUCUUUGAGAUGUGCGCCAACCUCAUCAAGCUGCUAGCACGAUAACUUGUGCUUCCUCUGAUGCCUUCUCUCUCACUCUCCUCUGUCUUCCCUCUCACUCUCUGGCUUCUUUUCUCUUUCUUCUGGAAUGCUGUCUACCUCUUCGUCCUCUGAUAUCGGUGUCAUCAUCCACAGCAGUUUUUCUAUCUCUGUUCUUUUCGUCUCUCUUUUUCUUUCUCAGUGUCUUUAGAGCAAUAAGCAUGCGGACGGACUCAAGACUCCAUGCAUCCCACUCGCCUAAAAAAGCUGAAUGGUCUGUGGCUCUACAGUCGCCAGGAUCAGCCUGUUUAAGAGGAUUGAGAAAAGGUACAAGGAGGAAAAGGAUGGAGGUUGUUUUUUUGUGCCACAGUUAAGAUGUCAGAAAGAUUGCUAAGCCACUCUAUAGUGUCUAAACUCUUUUAGAGAUGGUUUUACUAUUCUUUUCUGGGUUUUAUAGCAAGUAUUUCCUUGCAGAGUGAGGCGUAGAGGUGCAUUUAAAUGAGUUAUACACUGAGCUAGCUGUACUGUACACAAUGCUGUUGCGAUUCGUGGCGGACCAAGAGAUAUAUAAAGAAAGAGCCCUUGUGAGGCAUGUGGGACGACGAGUAAGACAGAAAGCGCUUUUGCACAGUUUUACCUGUAAGUUUUUGUGGGCCAGUGUCAGAACUGGUUAUACCAUUGAUGAGGCCUACUGGGAAGGGCACUCGAUUAGGAGGAGCCGUCUUAAAAAGCGGGGCCAAUUUAACGUGGUGGGCACUUUAACACAAAGGGACAACUUGAUAAGUCAGCCUUUCUUAAGGAAGAGACCGAUAUUAAACCCAUUUAUCCUGAAGGAGUGCAAUGUCCUUGCCUCUGUUUCAUAGAUUUUUGUUUGUUUGUCACACCUUAGUCUUUUUUUCUAUUCGCUCACAUUUUACAUAAAUUUAAGUAUAUACAGAAUUUAAACAUGCAUUUGGAUUUAUAUUUAUCAGUGCUUUAAAUGGGGUUGUAGAUUAUUAAAAUUGUGAUAUUGGACUGGAUUUUUUUAAAAGAAAUAUUUGAUUGUAUCACUGUAAGAUGUUUUAUUCCAUACACUGCUUUAUCAAAAACAUUUUUUU